CUCUAUCCAAGUCCUCUGACGAUCCCGCCUUUCGCACUAGCUAUGAUUCGCACGACUCACCCUAGGCUCCGUGGCUCGGCCAUGACACCGUACCACUCUCGCUCUUCCUCUGCUCCAAUAACCCGACUCGCCCCUUGUAUUCGGACUCUGUCGCCUGCAGAGCGAGUCUUGAAGGCCGAACUGAAGACUGCUGGCCAACUACUCAGCUUCAACUGCGACACUCAGUCUUUGGACGUUGUUGGAUACCCUUGCUACGAUGAUGGAGAAGUCGUCCCACCUGAUGCACUUGAACGGUUUUCGAGGGAGCGGUGCUGGCCUGACGGUAUGCGAUGUUUCUGUGACCUUGUCCAUGGCAUGCACCACUCUCGUCCACCACGAGUGUUCGUUCCGAGGACUGGUGUUCAUGCUGGCUCGCCUUGUCUCGGCUGCCGAUCUUAUGGCCGGGAUGGAGGGCACUGCUCGUAUUUCGUCAACAUCAAUGAUGUCCUACAGUCGGCUGAUAUCUGGACCGAGAGUCUUGUCCUUGAAGUAUUCCCGAGAAGGCAACACAACGGUCUCAUCGAGGGACUGCCAAUGACACCGACCAGGACUGGGCGCGGUGCUCCUGGCAGUGCUGCUCUCGUUGGAGUGGGGCUACCAUCGACCGGAUCACUGUCACCCCUGACACCUUUGUCAUCCGCAUGGUCGUCGCCGAGCAGCAUUCAUUUUGCAGUGGCGACAGGCGCUCCCGCAGAAGCCGGUCCGAGCAACGAGUCGGCAGCUGCGUUAUGGCACAGUACUACGAGUCGGCGCGAACUGUUGCCUUCUGAGGAUGACGUGACGAGCACGAUACUCGGGCUCCUGGACGAGUCUGCACUGGGAGUUAGCCCUGCGGAUCUUACCCGGGUCAUGGGCAAAUGCCGCCUUUGCAACAGGUGCAUGGGCCGCAACGUCUUGCUGAAGCACGAUUGCACUGGCCGGGUCGAAUCCUCGGAUGACAUAGAGCUAGGAUACCUUCUCGCGACUUCCUACGAGGGCAGAUCUCUUUCCCCCAUUGCGGGUGGCUCUAACAACAGACUCGCGUCGCCGAGCCAACUUGAAGCAUCUCAGAAGGUUCUAUCGACUUGUUCUUCAAUGACCAGCACACUGAAGCUUCGUCGAAGGCUGGUAAAGGCAAGGCUGCCACCAAGCCCACGGUCGCAGACGACGAUGUCAUCAGUAUCGCAUCGACUGACGCAGGCGACGCAAAGGCUACCAUUGACCUGACGUUUUCUGACGAUCCUCUCUUCUACAUGGUGCUGCCCGACGGUACAAUCGACCUCACCGGAACGGACUGAUCAAUAUACUUCGUC
Fomitopsis serialis is the source of this 1331-nucleotide messenger RNA. RefSeq lists its product as uncharacterized. The record is from RefSeq and is a predicted model, not a curated record. NCBI's taxonomy places the organism in Eukaryota, Fungi, Basidiomycota, Agaricomycetes, Polyporales, Fomitopsidaceae. The transcript has 8 exons. The coding region runs from base 43 to 1245 and encodes 400 amino acids.